CUAUUCAACGCCGUUACACGGGAGGCCACAGGUCUGCCGCUUCUACGGAUACCGCACGAGUGGUGCUUGUAGUGGUGCAUGGCAACGUGCUGCCCAUGGGCCGUCAUCGGGUGUUCAUCACUCGGGCGCAGGUGACGUGGCAAUACUACGAGGCGCUCAACGCGCUGGGCAUGCGGCUGCUGCGGCUGCUGGCGCUGUCUCUGGACCUGCCCGCCGAGCACUUCACGCCCAUGUUCACGGCGCCGCUGGUCACGCUGCGGCCGCUGCACUACGGUAUGCGGCGGAGGUGUCGGACCCGGGAGCCGGCGUGUUCGGGGCGGGCGCCCACACCGAUUAUGGCAUGUUGACGAUUCUGGCCACUGACGAUGUGCCCGGCGGACUGCAGGUAGGUUAGGGACACGGUCGCCGAGACACAUGUCGGUUCACGUGUCACACACCGCACGUGGGGCAUUUUGCAGUGUUCGAUGGCUCGGCCCGGCCUGUCGCCAACACGCUGCGCCGACAUCCACGUUGCAGACAUCCACAACGUACCGCACACGCCUCCCCCAUAUGCCCACUUACGAGAUCACUGCCUCUCCACCGCGUAAUAGUGUAUGGCUGAUUGGCUGCUGAUGGGUUUGAACCGCCGAGUCGCGGAUGCAAGCGCAAAGCUUGGCGGCGGUGUGGCUCAGUCAGUUGCUGUUGUGGAUGUGCUGCCUUGAUUGAGAUGUUCUGAUGCGCGGGGCCCAUGCUACCGGAGCACAGGACACACAUUGACACUCCACAAUGUUUGGGUUGCAAGGACGCAGUGCAUUCCGCGGCCAGCGGGGUUGGCAAAGAGCGGGUGGCACAGCAGCGCCACGGGGGGCUGGUUAUCGAUACCUGGGAGGCUGGUGCAGGUAUACUAGUCAAUCGCAUAGGCUCGGUACAUCGUCCAUGACUCAGGAUGACUCCAGGUGGUCAGAUGUUUGACAAACCCUGAAGAACGAAUGCCG
Chlamydomonas reinhardtii is the source of this 974-nucleotide messenger RNA. RefSeq lists its product as uncharacterized. The transcript is spliced from 2 exons. NCBI's taxonomy places the organism in Eukaryota, Viridiplantae, Chlorophyta, Chlorophyceae, Chlamydomonadales, Chlamydomonadaceae. The record is from RefSeq and is a predicted model, not a curated record. The coding region runs from base 96 to 347 and encodes 83 amino acids.